Sclerotinia sclerotiorum 1980 UF-70 is the source of this 162-nucleotide messenger RNA. RefSeq lists its product with no specific name. The record is from RefSeq and is a predicted model, not a curated record. The transcript has 2 exons. The coding region runs from base 1 to 162 and encodes 53 amino acids. Lineage: Eukaryota; Fungi; Ascomycota; Leotiomycetes; Helotiales; Sclerotiniaceae.
AUGCCUAGUCUCCUUCAAGCCGGAUUUGUUGUAUUGUGUCACCGGAGAAGAGGAGGAAAAAGAGGAGAGUACUUUUUAUUACUAAAUAUACAAAAUGGAAGACUACGCCCAGGAGUGUCGUCGUACAAAAUCCUUAGCGAAUUUAUGGUCCUAGAUCAAUGA